Messenger RNA from Mycotypha africana, 366 nucleotides. RefSeq lists its product as uncharacterized. Bases 1 to 366 code for a protein of 121 amino acids. The record is from RefSeq and is a predicted model, not a curated record. The transcript has 3 exons. NCBI's taxonomy places the organism in Eukaryota, Fungi, Mucoromycota, Mucoromycetes, Mucorales, Mycotyphaceae.
AUGGGAGUUUCACAAUCAAGAAAUACAGAGCCCAUCAUAUUCUAUAAUCAAAACACUAGUCCACUCUACGGACAACAACAGCCUGCGGCUACAACUUCUGUCAGUUCCGAUGAUAACGAGAAAAUCGAGAAAAUCGUCCGCCAGCGUGUGAUGGAAGAAUUGAGACGCGAAAAAGAUCAACGAGAGCAAAACCACAGUCAAAAAUAUGAAGAACUGGCGAAAAAGAACAUUGAAAACGAUUUAAAUUCAGUGGCUAUAGCUGAAGAUAUUGAAAAUAUGAUUGAAAAAUUGAAGAGAUCUGUUCCUGCUGAUAUACCUACAAAAGUUGCUCAGAGCCAGGAAGCUCUCAUUGUUUGUUACAAGUAA